Messenger RNA from Planococcus citri (citrus mealybug), 2275 nucleotides. RefSeq lists its product as uncharacterized. The coding region runs from base 261 to 2141 and encodes 626 amino acids. NCBI's taxonomy places the organism in Eukaryota, Metazoa, Arthropoda, Insecta, Hemiptera, Pseudococcidae. The record is from RefSeq and is a predicted model, not a curated record. The transcript is spliced from 2 exons.
ACCGUGACAACCCUGUGAAACAGCUUAGUUUUGGCGGGAAAACUAUGUACCUUAUCACUUUUUAAUUUUCAUCAUUUUCAGUUCAGCUCAGCUCAACCCAAAACGUUCAACUUUGAUAUAAGUGGUUCAACAUCAAAAAUCAAAAUAUGGUUAUGGAUUUGUGGAUUGAAUUCGUGUAAUUUUUACAUUCCGAUUGAGCUGUUCUGUUCCAAGCUCCAAAUAAACAAUUCCAUUCAUCACAAAGAACGAUUCCGAUCACAAUGAACGACGAGCACAUGACAACAAAUGAACCCCUAGUAUUCUAUCACCAUGUUGGAAAACUUUCGAAGUUGGCUAAAAUGUCAUUGUUAGCUGAGUUAAUGCAGCAUACCCUCACACUCAUACGUCAAAGGUGUCAGAACAAAGAAGGUGGAUCAAAUUCAAAUGUAUAUGCAUAUCAAUGUGAACAUCGUCAGAUUCAACCAGAAUUGCCACUAUCCUUCCAUUCUGGUAUGGAAAAUCUCAACUAUAACAUGCAUAGGUCUAGAGUAAAUUGGUGGACUUAUCAUUACGAAUGUGUUUUCUCGCAUCGUGAAUCUCCCGAUAGUAUGAUCGGUUUACUUCCUCUACUGGUUUGGCUACCCGACGCUUCAAUCAGUUUUGAACAAACUGCUAGAAAGAUGUUAAACAGCGAUGAAUUGACGAACGUUGAGAAAUUCGUGGUCGCAUGUACAUAUUGUUUCAUGGAUGAUGUGAUACGUUUACAGCAGACGUUGACGAAAAAAGAGUUGAAAAAUGCAACCAGCGGCCAUCGUAGGUACGGAGUUCCAUUCCUGGAUUAUUGGCAUAGCAAAUUGUACGAUUUGAUCGAUAAUUUAUACGUAGGUACUUGGCAUAUAAAUCUACUCGUUCGAUCAAUUUCUUCUAAAAAUUAUCACGAUAACUGGCCGGCUGUGAAAUAUUUUUGGGAUCAAUUAGACUAUGUGGAGCGCUUACCUAAAGCUGUUGCCAUAAUCGACGCAGAUAGACCUGUUCUUACGUGGCAUCUAUUGGUUGAACUAUCGAGCUUGGAAUUAGACGUCGUAAUUGAACGAAGAAGUCCUCAAAUAAUACGAACAUUGGUGAAAGAGCUGAAAUACUUCGAGUACAUCAUUUUGAUUUGGAAACGUAUGGUGAAUUUAAUCGACGACCAAGCACUCGCUGAUAUUAUGUGCUUCGUGCAUGAAUUUCAGGAUAUUAGCCGAGGCUGUGUGGAUCCUUUGCUAUGGGAAAUGUGGCUUUGCAUCUCAGAACGCCAAAAGAUGGUUAUUGUUGAUAAACAUAUCUGCGAUUUUAUCCAAACAUCACUCAACAUGGAAUGUGAUUUCUACUACGAACAAAAUUUCCCUCUCAUCAUAGAUUUACUUUCACGUUUCAGUGCCGAACGCCGACUUCAAUACUGGUCGCUACAUUGGCCUUACUUAGUCCCAGGUCAAAUUUUUUUUGGAAACAGAACUUCUAUCGAUCAGAUCAUGAAGCUUUGCCUCGUGAACGACGAAACAAUCGCCGCUUUUAAAUGUACCACAAUGCUCGAUUAUGAUUCGAUAUCAGAUUACUGCCAGCAUCACGUAAGAUAUAGGCGUUUCGAUAUAUUACAGGAAUAUCUGGAAUUUUGUACCUCAGAUCUGCAGGUGAUUCGUAACAUGAAGAAACAAAUUAUAACAAAGAUGCCGAAGCGACGCCAAUUAGAUGUUCUCUUUCCAUUUGUGCCGAGUCACACGAAUGAAUUUAACUCGUUUAUGGAAGGUGUGUUUACUCCGACCGAGUACGAAGAAUUCAUAUAUAAAAUCAUUUCGCAUCCUAAAAAUGUUGAAAGGUUGUGCUCUAAGUUGUGCAUGCUGUAUACAAGUGUUGACGUUGUAUCAAUCAUUGAGAAGCACUUGACAUCUGAAGAACACCUUGCCAAAGUAAAAUUCGAAAUUUUUAAAAUAUGUCGUCGAAGUGAUAAAAUCAAAGAAGCAAAGAUGGUAGAUUUAAUGGCGUGGUGUUUUAACGGAGACAAAAUUCUUGUUGAACAAUUCCACAAAUUGCUACCUCCGGUUAGUGAAACAAAUGAUGAGAUGAAAGGAGUGCCAACAUCCAUCUAUGAAGCUUUUCGUGAUGAAUGGACGUCACAUUGGUAAUGUUGAAAUUCGAAAUUAUGAUUGAACUUAUUCAAGAAGUAUUUUUAUUAGUAAGGUAGGUAUAAGUUGGUAUUUUUUUUUUAUUGUUUCCAUCGCUUAAUUGUUAAUGAUUUGUGUUGUGAUUCAAAUUUUGU